Zonotrichia albicollis (white-throated sparrow) is the source of this 2084-nucleotide messenger RNA. The record is from RefSeq and is a predicted model, not a curated record. Lineage: Eukaryota; Metazoa; Chordata; Aves; Passeriformes; Passerellidae.
UGCGAGGUGCUCCUUGCUGGCCCAGCCAGGCAGCACUGGCUCUGGGGAACAUUCCCAGCCCUGCCUGCAUCCUGGGAAGGAGCUGCCCUGCUGCCGGCCCCCCACGCCAGCGACAGGACGAGCAAGGCUCUGCUCCGGCCUCAGGAAUGUCUGCGGAGCCCAGCUCCUCCUCCUCCUCCUCCUCGCCGCCGUGCCCCGGCCCCGCGCCGCCCAGCUCGCUGCACCUGCCCGAGAGCCGGCGGCCGCGGGAGCGCUCCCCGUCCCCGCUGCGCGGCUACCUCAUCCCCAGCCCGCUGCCCACCCGCCGCACGCGGACCUUCUCGGCCACGGUGAGAGCCUCGGAGGGGCCCAUCUACAAAGGGGUCUGCAAGUGCUUCUGCCGCUCCAAGGGCCACGGCUUCAUCACCCCCGCCGACGGAGGGCCCGACAUCUUCGUGCACAUCUCUGACAUUGAAGGCGAGUACGUUCCCGUGGCAGGCGACGAGGUCACCUACAAGAUGUGCACCAUCCCUCCCAAGAACGAGAAGCUGCAGGCAGUGGAGGUGGUGAUCACCCACCUGGCCCCUGGCACCAAGCACGAGACCUGGUCAGGGCACGUCAUCAGCUCCUGAGGCGUCCCCUGGAGCGGGGCUGCUGCCAGGUGGGCUCUGCUCAGCAACUGGCUGCAGGACCUGCCUGAAGAAUUCUGUGUGUGAGGAAAUACUGCAUUGUCAAUAAAGCAGAUGCAGGCCAAAAUUACCACUUUUUACAGCUGGCCUGAUUUAAAAAAAAAAAAAAAAAGGCAAUUCAAAUGCUAAUGAAAAAAUCUAGCGUAAUGUGUUUACAAGAAAUGUAUUUAAAGAGACCUAGUUUGUGUGCUUGGUGGAGGAAGGGAGGUUUGGGUUUUCUUUUGUCUUGUGAACUGAUUCCAGGAAAUGCCCAGGGGAAGGGGGGAGAGGUUUCAAGGAGAGCUCUUCUUGUGCAGGUGGUCCAGCCCAGCUCUGAGCCCUGAGCCCCCUGGGCUGCUCUCCAGGGCUGCAGUACCUUUAUUGCUGAUUUAGUGCCUGAAUGCCCUGGCUGGCACGCAGAGGUGUUCAUUGCUGACUUGUUUUCCUCAUGGAAGGAAGUUCACAAACAGAGCAGCUGCCACAGGGUGGAAAAUCUCCAUCAGGGGAUUGUGCUCCAGAUGCCCAUCAGGUGCACCCCUGCAAAUGGUGUGGAAACUGUGUUGUACUGGUAAAGCUGGGGUUGUUUGUGAAUUUACUUAGGUGCCUUGAUGGUUGAUUAGCAACAGAUUUUAUAGGCCAGUAUUAAAAAAAAAAAGAAUCCAUCCCAAAUUUAAAUUUGCUCCAAGGUAAGUGGUAGAAAACCGUAGAGUAGUGGAUACUUCACAGCCUCAGAGGGUGUCUGAAUUUUGACCAGGCUGAAGAUUUGCCUUCCAGACUGCAUGCAGCUGACUGGCAUGGUGUGCCAGGGGCAGGCAGGGCACCUGCACUGCUGCACAGCAGGUGUGUGCUGCCCAGGUGUGUUAAACACUGACUGAGUUCUCAGCAGGCUCAGCUGCCUUGGUGAAGUAAAUUCUGCAUCUGUUUCCCUGGCAAACUCCCUUGGUUUGAUGUGAUAGGGCCACCCUUCCCCAGACUUUUGUGUAGUUGUAGUGCUACUAAAUUGGUUUUGUUCCUAUUUGCCUUCCAUAUAUAUUUUUUUCUUUCAAAUGAAGCAUUUUUCUCUGUUAUUUUCCUAACAGUGGAUUUUUAUUGACUUUGCAAAUAAAACCAGAAAAAAAAAGCAGAACUCUUGUUAGUUGUAUGAAACAGUGUAGCUUCAGUUGUGUGUUUGGAGCUUCACCAAGAGGUGCUGGCUGUCAGGAGCUGUCCUGAGCCUUUCACAGCAGCUGAUCUGUGCCCAGCUGUGAUGUGGGCUCAGAACUGCUGUGCUGGUUUGUUUUCCCUUAGCUGUGCCUGUUACACUGUGGUGUGCUGGGGUUUGGGUUUGGUUCUGUUUUUAUGACCCAUAAGCCUUGGUAGUGGUGGGUUUAUCACUGUGCAGCUUGUUGGAAUAUCACCCCCUGCUUUCUUUACAAUAAAUGCAACCAUUUCAGUGCU